AUGUCCCUAGUACCUACCUUGACCACCAUACCGGAACCUUUCCCUCUGACAUGCAUUGCCUCAGUGAAUGAGGCACGCGCCAUGCGUAUCGCCGAGAUUCUUUCUGAUUUCAGACACCUCCAACAUUACAUCGCAAACAUAAGAGCAAACCCUUCAGCCGAAGACUACUACGAGGAGGGCUAUUGCGUACUUCGCCAAUGUGCUGGAGACGCCCAGGCUCUGCUCGCUCAACCAUUCGAUUGCCAAGGACCCGAACCAGAUGGCGAUUGUGAAGAAGAGAAGACGCAGCUUCAACGAAUCAUGCUUGAUGCAAGCAUUCGACGCUUCAAAAUCCAACAAAUAUACCUCAAAGCAAGUGCAGCUCUACGCUGGGUCAAUUCCAGAAAUGCAAUCCUUGGUGCAAAUCGGCCUCAAACCAUUCAUACGCCAGCGCUACAACAGAUAACCAGCACAAUGCGAGCGGAACUUGCAUCGGUGACACCAGCUCGGGUAGAGCUAGCUCUACGAUCUCAGGACAGCGUUCAGNGGAAAUGGCUUGCAGAGGACCCGACAUGGAGCACCAUAGAAGAGAGCCUUCGGACCGGCCGAUGA
This is a messenger RNA of Aureobasidium vineae, 591 nucleotides long. The record is from the annotation of a GenBank genome assembly. Lineage: Eukaryota; Fungi; Ascomycota; Dothideomycetes; Dothideales; Saccotheciaceae.